Molecule: messenger RNA, 3735 nt
Organism: Drosophila bipectinata
Lineage: Eukaryota; Metazoa; Arthropoda; Insecta; Diptera; Drosophilidae
Source: RefSeq, a predicted model, not a curated record
AUGAUUCUGUGGGAGCCGGCAAUGAGCGGCGAUGUCAUGCAGGAGAGCGGCGAGAAUGGCAAGGAGAGCGCGAGCGGAGUGACAGAGCAGGGGGAGAUGGAGAUUGAGGAAAUCUGCCUAAAAGACAAAAUAAUUGAUUCGUGGGCGCCGCUGGAGCUAAAGAAGAAACUCUUGGGUAAGGAAUACUCCUUGGACGAAGUUAUUGAAGCGUGCCAGGUCGAGGAACAAAUAAGCAAACAAUCUGAAGCCAUGCUGACGAAACCCAUCACUAGCGAUUCAAUCAAUAAAAUUACUGCUCGGAAAAUAAGGCCAAAUCUGGAGUGUUCGAGAUGUGGUCGAAUGGGGCAUGCAAAUAGCGAUUUCUCCUGUCCGGCCCGAGCAGCUAAAUGUAACAAAUGUUCCAAGAUAGGUCAUUUUGCACGACAAUGCAGAACAACACAAUAUGCUCAGCCGAAACACGAAAAUAGGAAGCGCCGCCGAAAUGAUAUUCGUUGUGUGGAAGACGAGAGCGCUGAUCCCAAACGGAAGAAGGAAUGUGCGAAUUGUUUUAAGAUCUACAGCGACGAAGAAGAAGAACUCAUAAACUGCCAAAUAGGGGGUCACAACAUUGCUCUCAUUAUUGACUCUGGAUCGAAAUUUAACCUUAUUAGUCAAUCGGAUUGGGCAAGGAUUAACAAGGAACCUACAGCAAUCUUCAACAUUAGAUCACAUUCUCAGAAACAAUUUCGAGGAUAUGCUUCUGAACAAUUACUUGAAGUAAUUUACGUUUUUGAAGCGCCGAUAUCAGCUGUGCCGAAUGUCGAGGUGAUUGCAACAUUUUUCGUAAUUAAAAAUGGACGGCAGUCGCUACUGGGCCGAGAGACCGCCAUUAAGCUGAACGUUCUUCGGCUAGGUCUAGAUGUCAAUCGAGUGGAAAUGACCACGCCAUUCCCUAAAUGGAAAGGGGUUAAAAUAAAGCUAUGGAUUGACCCCAAAGUCAUUCCAAUUCAGCAGCCAGUUCGAAGAAUCCCGGUGGCACUCGAGGAAAAAGUUGCCGCUAAGCUGAAAGAGAGUUUAAGUCGGGACAUCAUCGAAUCAGUUACAGGUCCGAGCUCGUGGAUAUCCCCCAUUGUCCUGGCUUUUAAGGAAAACGGCGAUAUUCGGCUGUGCAUUGACAUGCGUCGUGCGAAUAAGGCCAUUCGACGAGAAAAUUAUCCACUACCGACCUUUGAGUCUUUUAUGCCCAAGCUAAAGGACGCAAAAUACUUUUCCCGCUUAGACCUAAAAGACGCUUAUCACCAGCUGGAACUGGACGAAGCCAGCAGAGAAAUUACGACGUUCAUAACACCAAAAGGACUCUUUCGGUACAAGCGGCUGAUGUUCGGGAUUAACUCUGCUCCAGAAAUUUUCCAACGUCACCUCGAGCAGCUAUUAGCACCCUUUACUAAUGUCAUGAAUUAUAUUGACGAUGUAAUAAUCUUUGGAGCUAGCGAAGAAGAACAUGACAAGACUGUAAGAGAGGUUUGUAACACAUUUAAAGAAAACGGCGUUUUACUAAACGAUCAGAAGUGCAUCUGGAAAACAAACAAACUCAAGUUCCUUGGUCAUAUUAUUUCUGACGAGGGAAUCGAAGUGGACCCGGAUAAAAUUAAUGUGAUUAGAAUGUUUCGAGAACCACUUAACAAGGAAGAGACUCGGAGUUUCCUAGGUUUGGUGACAUACGUGGGAAAAUUUAUCCCAGACCUGGCAGAUUACACGGAUCCGCUGAGAAAAUUACUGAGGAAGGACUCGAAAUUCAGCUGGGGCGAAACAGAAAGAGAUGCUUUUCGGAACUUAAAGGAUCGACUGGAAAAAGUACCAAACCUUGCAUACUUCAACCCGCUAAAUCGAACUCGCCUAAUAGCAGAUGCCAGUCCUGUAGCACUGGGAGCGGUGCUGUUGCAGUUCUCUGUAAAUGCGGACCCCUUAAUUAUUUCAUUCGCUAGUAAAGCUUUGUCGGACGUUGAGAGACGUUAUUCUCAAACGGAGAAAGAAAGUCUAGCUCUAGUCUGGGCUGUUGAGAAAUUUUACUUUUACUUAGCAGGACUUCAUUUCGAGCUAGUGACAGAUCACAAACCGUUGGAGGCCAUUUUUAAACCGACAUCGAGGCCUCCUGCGCGCAUAGAAAGAUGGUUGCUACGGCUACAGUCCUUUGAUUUUAAAGUAGUCUACAAAGCGGGGAAAGAGAACAUCUCCGACGCUCUAUCCCGACUUUGUCCGUUAUCAGCAUCCGACUCUGGUGAAAAAGAAAUGGAUUGUAGCAUAUUACAAGUGAUCGAGAACAGCAUUCCCCAAUCAAUGACUAUCUCGGAAAUUGCAAAGCAUUCGGUAAAGGACGAAGAAAUUAUCGAUGCAAAGGCCUGUCUGGAGUGCGACUCAUGGAAACCAGGAUCCCUAAAACUGCUGUACCCAUUUCGAUUUGAGUUAUCAGCAAUAGGACCCCUUCUUUUGCGAGGUAACCGAAUUGUUAUUCCUCAAUCACUUCGGAACCAAGUGCUUGAGCUGGCUCACGAAGGAGACCCGGGAGAGUCAGCUAUGAAAAGGCGUCUGCGAUCCAAGGUAUGGUGGCCUCUAAUUGAUCGUGAUGCAGAGAACUAUGUCAAACGCUGCAGAGAUUGUCUUCUGGUCUCCCAAUGCCCUAGGCCAGCACCAAUGGAUAGGAACCCAUUUCCAACAGGUCCAUGGAUUUGGGUAGCAUCAGACAUAUUGGGGCCCCUACCAAACAUCGAGUUUGUUAUAGUGUUUAUUGACUACUAUUCCCGCUAUAUGGAGUUCAAAUUUUUACGUUCAAUUUCCACAAAAAGCUUAAUUGAAGUAAUGAAGGAAAUAUUCUGUAGAUUAGGCUACCCAAAAUACUUAAAAACUGACAAUGGACGGCAGUAUAUAAGUCAAGAAUUCGAGGAAUACUGCAAAACUUGCGGUAUAGAACAGGUGAAGACUCCACCCUAUUGGCCCCAGGCUAAUGGGGAAGUGGAAAACAUGAAUCGGUCUUUGGUCAAACGGUUAAAGAUAGCACACUCUAAUUCAAAAAAUUACAGGGAAGAAAUCCAGAAAUUUGUACUCAUGCACAACGUUACUCCACAUGGCACAACAGGAGUAGCCCCCACCCAACUGAUGUUUAAUAGGGUUAUCCGCGACAAGGUUCCAUGUAUAGGUGAUAUUGAUGAAGAGGUUUCAGACUCGGCCGAAAGGGACAGGGAUUGUAUGUUAAAAGAAAAAGGAAAGGAAGAGGCAGAUAAGAAGAGGGGAGCACGGGAAGCCGUGAUAAACGUAGGGGAUAAAGUACUCUUGAAAAAUGUAGUGUUUCCUAGUAAGUUGACUCCGAAUUUUAAGGAUACGGAAUUCGAGGUUGUUGAAAAAGACAGAAACAUAGUUAAAAUUAGGGCAGGGGGUAGGACUCUCACGAGGAAUGUAUCGCACCUCAAGAAAAUACCAAUCAACGCAAGUCACCUGGAUACAUCUGGACCCUCAUCGUUAAGCAGCCCUCAACCGAAGAUGACAUCUACUCAGGAUCACCAAGACGUCGAAGCAGGAAUAGGUCAUCGGCUUAGACAGUCCCCAGAAGAUUUGGCUCCUUUGGCUGCCCCAUCCUUGAAGCUAAAACUUGUCAAUAAAGGAGGGAUGUGGGAGCCGGCAAUGAGCGGCGAUGUCAUGCAGGAGAGCGGCGAGAAUGGCAAGGAGAGCGCGAGCGGAGUGACAGAGCAGGGGGAGAGUUAG